AUGACUCAUCAUGGGAUAUCUGGGAUAAUAUCUGUGAUAGUGUCUGUGAUAGUAUCUGUGAUAGUAUCUGUUAUAGUGUCUGUGAUAGUAUCUGUGAUAGUAUAUGUGAUAGUGUCUGUGAUUGUGUCUGUGACAGUAUCUGUGAUAGUGUCUGUGAUAAUAUCUGUGAUAGUGUAUGUGAUAAUAUCUGUGAUAAUAUCUGUGAUAGUUAUCUGUUUUAGUAUCUGUGAUAGUAUCUGCGAUAGUAUCUGUGAUAGUGUCUGUGAUAGUGUCUGUAAUAGUAUAUGUGAUAAUAUCUGUGAUAAUAUCUGUGAUAGUAUCUGUGAUAGUGUCUGUGAUUGUGUCUGUGAUAGCAUGUGUCAUAGCAUUUGUGAUAGUGUCUGUGAUAGUAUCUGUGAUAGCAAGUUUGAUAGUGUCUGUGAUAGCAUCUGUGAUAGUAUCUGUGAUAGUAUCAGUGAUAGUAUCAGUGAUAGAUCUGUGAUAGUUAUCUGUGAUAGUAUCUGCGAUAGUGUCUCUGAUAGUGUCUCUGAUAGUGUCUCUGAUGGUAUCUGUGAUAGUAUAUGUGAUAGAAUCAGUGAUAGUAUCUGUGAUAGUAUCAGUGAUAGUAUCCGUGAUAGUAUCCGUGAUAGUAUCAGUGAUAGUAUCAGUGAUAGAUCUGUGAUAGUUGACUGUGAUAGUGUCUGUGAUAAUAUCUGUGAUAAUAUUUGUGAUAUUAACUGUGAUAAUAUCUGUGAUAGUGUCUGUGAUAGUAUCUGUGAUAGUAACUGUGAUGUUGUCUGUGAUAGUAUCUGUUUUGGUAUCUGGGAUGGUAUCUGUGAUAGUAUCUGUGAUAGUAUCUGUGAUAGUAUCUGUGAUAAUAUCUGUGACAAUAUAUGUGAUAGUAUCUGUGAUAGUGUCUGUGAGUAUGUAAUAGUAUCUGUGAUAGUGUAUGUGAUAGUGUCUGUGAUAGUAUCUGUUAUAGUUUCUGUGAUAGUGUCUGUGAUAGUAUCUGUGAUAGUGUAUGUGAUAGUGUCUGUGAUAGUGUCUGUGAUAGUAUCUGUGAUAGUGUCUGUGAUAGUGUCUGUGAUAGUGUCUGUGACAGUGUCUGUGAUAGUGUCUGUGAUAGUAUCUGUGAUAGUGUCUGAGAUAGCGUCUGUGAUAGUGUCUGUGAUAGUGUCUGUGAUAGUAUCUGUGAUAGUGUCUGUGAUAGUAUCUGUGAUAGUGUCUGAGAUAGCGUCUGUGAUAGUGUCUGUGAUAGUGUCUGUGAUAGUAUCUGUGAUAGUGUCUGUGAUAGUAUCUGUGAUAGUGUCUGUGAUAGUGUCUGUGAUAGUGUCUGUGAUAAUAUCUGUGAUAGUUGUAUGUGAUAGUGUCUGUGAUAGUAUCUGUAAUAGUUUCUGUGAUAGUGUCUGUGAUAGUAUCUGUGAUAGUGUCUGUGAUAGUGUCUGUGAUAGUGUCUGUGAUAGUAUCUGUGAUAGUGUCUGUUAUAGUGUCUGUGAUAGUGUCUGUGAUAGUAUCUGUAAUAGUAACUGUGAUAAUGUCUGUGAUAGUAUCUGUUUUGGUAUCUGGGAUGGUAACUGUGAUGGUAUCUGUGAUAGUAUCUGUGAUAGUGUCUGUGAUAGUGUCUGUGAUAGUGUCUGUGAUAGCAUCUGUGAUAGUGUCUGUGAUAGUGUCUGUGAUAGUGUCUGUUAUAGUAUCUGUGAUAGUGUCUGUGAUAGUUUUAGGAUAGUGUCUGUGAUAGUGUCUGUGAUAGUGUCUGUGAUAGUGUCUGUGAUAGUGUCUGUGAUAGUAUCUGUGAUAGUCUCUGUGAUAGUAUCUGUGAUAGUGUCUGUGAUAGCAUCUGUGAUAGUGUCUGUGAUAGCAUCUGUGAUAGUGUCUGUGAUAGUGUCUGUGAUAGUGUCUGUGAUAGUGUCUGUGAUAGCGUCUGUGAUAGUGUCUGUGAUAGUAUCUGUGAUAGUGUCUGUGAUAAUAUCUGUGAUAGUGUCUGUGAUAGUUGUCUGUGAUAGUGUCUGUGAUAGUGUCUGUGAUAGCGUCUGUGAUAGCAUCUGUGAUAGUGUCUGUGAUAGCAUUAUUGAUAGUAUCUGUGAUAGUGUCUGUGAUAGUGUCUGUGAUAGUGUCUGUGAUAGUGUCUGUGAUAGUAUCUGUGAUAUUGUCUGUGAUAGCAUCUGUGAUAGUGUCUGUGAUAGUGUCUGUGAUAGUGUUUGUGAUAGUAUAUGUGAUAGUGUCUGUGAUAGUUUUAGGAUAGUGUCUGUGAUAGUAUCUGUGAUAGUGUCUCUGAUAGUGUCUGUGAUAGUAUCUGUGAUAGUGUCUGUGAUAGCAUCUGUGAUAGUGUCUGUGAUAGCAUCUGUGAUAGUGUCUGUGAUAGUGUCUGUGAUAGUGUCUGUGAUAGUGUCUGUGAUAGUGUCUGUGAUAGUAUCUGUGAUAGUGUCUGUGAUAGCGUCUGUGAUAGUGUCUGUGAUAGUAUCUGUGAUAGUGUCUGUGAUAGUAUCUGUGAUAGUGUCUGUGAUAGUAUCUGUGAUGGUGUCUGUGAUAGUGUCUGUGAUAGUGUCUGUGAUAGUAUCUGUGAUAGUGUCUGUGAUAGUGUCUGUGAUAGUGUCUGUGAUAGCAUCUGUGAUAGUGUCUGUGAUAGCAUCUGUGAUAGCAUCUGUGAUAGUGUCUGUGAUAGCAUCUGUGAUAGUUAUCUGUGAUAGUAUCUGCGAUAGUGUCUCUGAUAGUGUCUCUGAUAGAGUCUCUGAUGGUAUCUGUGAUAGUAUAUGUGAUAGAAUCAGUGAUAGUAUCUGUGAUAGUAUCAGUGAUAGUAUCCGUGAUAGUAUCAGUGAUAGUAUCAGUGAUAGAUCUGUGAUAGUUAUCUGUGAUAGUAUCAGUGAUAGAUAUGUGAUUGUAUAUGUCAUAGUGUCUGCGAUAGUACCAGUGAUAGUGUAUGUGAAAGUGUCUGUGAUAGUAUCUGUUAUAGUAUCUGUUAUAGUGUAUGUGAUAGUAUCUGCGAUAGUAUCUGUGAUAGUAUAUGUGAAAGUGUCUUUGAUUUUGUCUGUGUUAGUGACUGUGAUAGUGUCUGUGAUAAUAUCUGUGAUAAUAUUUGUGAUAUUAACUGUGAUAAUAUCUGUGAUAGUGUCUGUGAUAGUAUCUGUGAUAGUAACUGUGAUGAUGUCUGUGAUAGUAUCUGUUUUGGUAUCUGGGAUGGUAUCUGUGAUAGUGUCUGUGAUAGUGUCUGUGAUAGUGUCUGUGAUAGUGUCUGUGAUAGUGUCUGUGAUAGUAUCUGUGAUAUUGUCUGUGAUAGCAUCUGUGAUAGUGUCUGUGAUAGUGUCUGUGAUAGUGUUUGUGAUAGUAUAUGUGAUAGUAUCUUUGAUAGUGUCUGUGAUAGUAUCUUUGAUAGUGUCUGUGAUAGUGUCUGUGAUAGUGUCUUUUACCCAUGAAAAUGAACUAAAAGGAAACGUUGCUUUACUGAGACUUUGA
Biomphalaria glabrata is the source of this 3429-nucleotide messenger RNA. Its product is annotated as serine-rich adhesin for platelets-like. The record is from RefSeq and is a predicted model, not a curated record. Gene Ontology annotation, cellular component: membrane. NCBI's taxonomy places the organism in Eukaryota, Metazoa, Mollusca, Gastropoda, Planorbidae. Gene Ontology annotation, biological process: transmembrane transport. Bases 1 to 3429 code for a protein of 1142 amino acids. The transcript has 9 exons.